Messenger RNA from Leptinotarsa decemlineata (Colorado potato beetle), 1674 nucleotides. Its product is annotated as lethal (2) k05911. The record is from RefSeq and is a predicted model, not a curated record. Lineage: Eukaryota; Metazoa; Arthropoda; Insecta; Coleoptera; Chrysomelidae.
UGCGUUCCCAAACAAGCUAGAGUGGUGUGUGAAUUUUAAACAUUUUUUUCGUUAACCAUGAGGUUAACUGUUAGUAUUUGUUUGUGUUUUUUUGUGACCAACUCUUAUGUAUUUGCCGAAAUAAUUAAUGAAGAUGACGAAUCUGUGGUCAUUGAAUCAGUGGAGCCAUCAACGGAGAGAAGUAGUCGGCAGAUCUUUUUCAGAGAAGGACCAGCUAUACCAGUAUACAAUCCCUUUGUUGUUCCACAAGGAUGGAGUGCUCUGAACACCAACAACAUGCAUCUCGCCACUACAGGUACCUGCUUCACGACUAAGGGGGUUCUAGGAAAAUGCGUUUCUUUCAGACAGUGCUAUCCUUAUUUCAAAAUUCCCGAACUGGGAAAUUUCGAUAGUUGGAUCUUGGGGAUGUAUGACACUUGUAGCUACUACACUGCUCAAGGACGUCAGAUGUUCGGAGUGUGUUGUACAAAUCCAAACCCAUCGAAACCUACGGAAGCAACUGAUUCAUCUUCAACUACUAAAGAGCCGAAUAUUGAAUCCGAGGGUCCAGAUUACACAGUAGAAGCUGAUCUUAAUUCCACUGCAAAAAACCCUUAUUACCCUCUUUCCAAUUGGCCACCACCUCUUCCAACCCAUUCGCCAGAUAAUACCAUUCCUCCACUUCCUACGCAUCCGCCUUCUCCUGGAUAUCCAACCAUACCUCCCACUGCUUGGCCACCCACUUUCAAACCAGUGAAUAAACCAGGAAAACCUACUGUGAAACCUACAGAGAAACCGACCAUCAAACCUCCAACUGUUGGAACAACGACAUCAGCCCCUGUCAAUAUACCUUCAACUGCUUCCUGUGGAGCCAAAAAUGGAUAUCCGGACCAGGAAAGGAUCGUCGGAGGCCAUAACGCCGAUGUGAAUGAAUGGCCUUGGAUUGCAGCCUUGUUCAAUGGAGGAAGACAAUUUUGUGGAGGCUCUUUGAUAGAUAAGACUCACAUUCUGUCUGCAGCUCAUUGUGUUGCGCACAUGAGUUCCUGGGAUGUUGCUAGAUUAACUGUGAGACUUGGAGAUCACAAUAUAAAGACGAAUUCAGAAACAAGACAUGUCGAGAAAAGGGUUAAACGGGUAGUCAGACAUAGAGGAUUCGACUCUAGGACAUUGUACAAUGAUAUUGCAAUAUUGACUCUGGAUAGUCCAAUAGAAUUCACUCAACAAAUCAGACCAGUGUGUCUGCCAUCUGGAGGAAGUGAUCACUCAGGAAAGACUGGAACGGUAAUAGGAUGGGGCAGUUUGAGAGAAAGUGGUCCACAGCCAGCUGUGCUGCAAGAGGUUAAUAUACCAAUUUGGACUAAUAGGGAAUGUAAGGUGAAGUACGGACCUGCCGCACCAGGAGGUAUUGUGGAACAUAUGCUGUGCGCCGGACAAGCUAAUAGAGAUUCUUGUAGCGGAGAUAGUGGCGGGCCUCUGAUGAUCAACACUGGAAAAUGGACACAAGUUGGAAUAGUUUCCUGGGGUAUAGGAUGUGGAAAAGGGCAGUAUCCUGGAGUAUAUACACGCGUUGCCAAGUUUUUACCUUGGAUUCAAAAAAAUCUUAAAUGAGACUGGAUAAGAAAUAACGCUCAGAAAAACACACAUUUUCUUCUUAAUGAAAUUCUGCCAUAAUUAAAUAAAUGUAUUUUGAUGUAA